GUGUAUUUUGAAUGUUGAACAAACUCGUCCCCAUGUGACACAGCACAAACCUUCUCUCUAUAUAUACUCCUUUCUAACAAGAAACUAUCACCAAUUAAACAACGCAGCAAGAACAGACGCUUUCUUUGAUUUCUUGAGUACUAUUGCAUUUCAUCAUGAUCUCUACCUGGAGGAGGAGGAGGGCGGCCCGCCGUGCAGCAGAGAAGCAGCGGCUAGAGGGUGAACACUGCAUCGACAUGGAGCUGGCCAUACCGAAAGAUUUUCGCUGCCCUAUAUCGUUGGAUUUGAUGAAGGAUCCGGUGACUUUGUCGACUGGGAUUACUUAUGAUCGUGAGAGUAUAGAGAAGUGGAUAGAGGCUGGGAAUGUAACCUGCCCCAUCACCAACCAGGUUUUGAGGAGUCUUGAGCCUAUACCAAAUCAUAGUAUACGUAAAAUGAUACAAGAUUGGUGCGUGGAGAAUAGGUCUUAUGGGAUUGAAAGGAUUCCUACGCCUAGAAUUCCUGUGAGUUCUGUUGAGGUUUUGAAAAUUCAGGCAAAGAUUACUGCAGCGGCUUGUAAAGGAGGGGAUCAAGUUGGAUGCCGAAAUUUGGUGGCCAAGAUCAAGACCCUGAUGAAGGAAAGCGAAAGGAACAAAAAACGUUUUGUGAGUAAUGGGACAGGUAGUGUAUUAUCAGCUGCUUUUGAAGAGUUCUCGAGAGCAUGUUUCAAUGAAAAUGCUACGGUUUUGGAGGAAAUAUUGUCGACUCUGACAUUAAUGUUCCCUCUUGAUGGAGAGGCCAACAGCCACCUUGGCUCGGCUGCUUCCAUGGAUUGUUUAGUCUGGUUCUUGAAGGGAGGAGAUUUAUCUGGGAGAAGAAACGCAGUUUUGGUGCUUAAAGAGCUUGUUUCGUCGGAUACCAAAAAAUUGGAGGUUUUAUCAGCAACUGAAGGAGCUACAGAGGGAUUGUUUAAGCUGAUUAAGGAACCCAUUUGUCCUGCUGCAACAAAAGCUUCUCUGGUGACCAUUUAUCAGAUGGUCACAUCAACCCCUACAAAUGUGAAGGCGAUUACCAAAUUUGUAGAUAUGGGUUUGAUCUCAUUGCUGGUAGAGAUGGUUGUAGAUACCGAAAGAAGCGUAUGCGAAAAGGGGUUAGGCGUUCUUGAUGGAAUCUGUAGCUGUGAUGAAGGGAGAGAGAAGAUGAAUGACCAUUCUCUAACUAUCCCAGUUCUAGUCAAGAAAAUUCAUAGAGUUUCAGAUUUGGCGACUGAGUUCUCUGUCUCCAUUUUAUGGAAGCUUUGCAAGGCUCAGAAGAGGCAAGAGGGAGGUGUUCUUCUUGAGGCUCUUCAAGUGGGUGCUUUUCAAAAGCUCUUGCUGCUCUUACAGGUUGGUUGUGGGGAGAGAACCAAAGAGAAAGCAACUGAAUUAUUGAAGAUGUUGAACCCUCAUAGGGAGAGAUUGGAGUGUAUUGAUUCUUCAGAUUUCAAGGACCUCAAAAGGCCCUUUUAAUUCAAAUUGAGGGAACCGCUUAGAAUCAAUUUUACCAAGAAGGCUUAAACCAUAUUUGCUUUUAGUUCAUGUUCCAUAAGAAAAAAAAAUGCAUACGUAUGCAAUUGCAGAUCUUGCCAUUCA
This is a messenger RNA of Hevea brasiliensis (rubber tree), 1610 nucleotides long. Its product is annotated as U-box domain-containing protein 21. Gene Ontology annotation, molecular function: ubiquitin protein ligase activity. Bases 156 to 1487 code for a protein of 443 amino acids. NCBI's taxonomy places the organism in Eukaryota, Viridiplantae, Streptophyta, Magnoliopsida, Malpighiales, Euphorbiaceae. The transcript has a single exon. The record is from RefSeq and is a predicted model, not a curated record. Gene Ontology annotation, biological process: protein ubiquitination.